UCGUCGCUGGUGGACGCGUUUCGCUGGAUAUCGAAUGAAAUACCCACUUGAUUAAAACGGCGGCAGUAACUUCGAUGCGACUUGAGUGACAAAUAAGUGCAAUUAAAUAAGUGAACACACUAUCUAAAGGAUACAAUGUGCGAUUUAUAAUUGCUGUCUUGGGGGAAGACCACGGCAUGGAGUCCAGCAGCAGCGUCGUCGCGGAGAUGGAGUCCUCCAGUACCAGUGAUCUCGGCCAGGCCACCCAGAUCACCUCCAUCGAUGGCUUCUUCAAUCGGAAACGGGGGCGUCCGCCAAAGAAUCGCUUUGUGGAGGUCUACAAAAGCGCCCAGCACUCGCCGCAGGCCAUCUUCACCAGCUUCAAGCUGGAGAGAAGCGAAUACCCCAGCCCAGGAGCACCACCUGUUCCACCCAGUGGCUCAUCAUCCGACGAUCGUUUGUCUCUGGCGGAUCACGAGGGAUCAGCCACGGAUCUCACACCUAGUCGCUACCGGAAGAGGGGGCGUGUCUGGGCGCCAUCGUCCUCAUCAUCGUUGUCCGCUUUGGAGCAGGCUGGCAAGAGAAGCGCCAGUCAUGUGCCACAUGUUGCAGCGAGGAGUGAGACAGAGUCUCGCAGUAGCCGCCAUGAGUCUUUAGUCCAGCCCACCUUACAGCCUUCAGAGCCUCUAGAAACCAUCUCGUCUAAGCAUCUAUCAAGCAGAAUUUUGGAUAAAGUUUCCGUUGUGCGUGCGGCGGGAACUUUUUACCCGGAGAAUGCGAAUUCAGCUGCCCAGCGUGAAGCGCCGGAAGUGGUUAGUUCGAGGUAUCACAGUCGCCAGGAGUCGUUGGACUUGGAGGUGGACCAGCCGGAGGAUCUGAGCAUGCGUCCAUCUCUGCCGGAAGCCACAGCCACGCCGGCGGUGGUGGGACCAGCGUUGAAUAUGAAUCUGCUGCAGUUCAAGCAGCUGAUCGAUUUGUACCAGCGACAGGUGCUGUUGCCCAGCUUUCUGGCGGCAGCCAGUCAACCGUUGGCGUUACCGGGUUCAGGAGCAGGUCCUGCAGUUUCAGGACCACUUCUGGACAUGCGACUCCUGCUGGAGAAUGCCGCUCAACAGAAGCUAAUGCUGCUCAAUGCAGCUGCAAGUGCAACGGCAAGUGCGGUGGCAAGCACAACAAUGGACUCCGGGCAAAGGACGGCGGUGAAACGCAUACGGGAUCAUGAUAUACCAAGUGGCUAUCUGAAGUUCCGCUUCAACGAGGACUGCGGAUUCGAGCGGUGUGGCUACCGGAAUCACCAGUCGCACUUCCACUGCAACCGGCGAGAUUGCCACUACAGUUUCUGCGACAAGACGCGCUUCGUGCAACAUACGGCACGACAUGAGCGAAUGGACACGUUGAUGGGCGACGAUUUCCGUCAGUUUCGGGCCAACAUGCAAUGCGGCGUGGCCAGCUGUACGUAUGCCACUGCAACUGGCGCCGCCACGGAGAGUAGCCACCCAAACCGAAUGGAUCCCACAGAGGCGGUGGCGGCAUCCUCCAGGAAAACGUCGCACUUUCACUGCCGCAAGUGCGACUACGUGUGCACGGACUCGAACAAGGUGGUGGCCCAUCGCAGAUUGCACCUUCGCCAGGACUACGUGCGCAGUGCCGGAUUCCGCAAGGUGGCCGGCAACGAGCAGUGCGAUUCUCCCGGCUGCUCCUACGCCCAGCGGCACACCCACUACCACUGCGUCACCUGCGACGGCGGAGUCCUCUCACGGGCCCAACUGGCAGCCCACAAGCACCGGACGGGCUUUCCCAAGCCGGAGGCGGAUGCUACGCCCUAGAAUAUCUUAGAAACGCACCUAGACUAAAGGAUAUUUGUCAUCUGCAAUAGUAAACUACAUCUAUGAGUUGACCGUGUUUUA
Messenger RNA from Drosophila santomea, 1886 nucleotides. RefSeq lists its product as uncharacterized. Gene Ontology annotation, biological process: regulation of neuron differentiation; positive regulation of transcription by RNA polymerase II. The record is from RefSeq and is a predicted model, not a curated record. Lineage: Eukaryota; Metazoa; Arthropoda; Insecta; Diptera; Drosophilidae. Gene Ontology annotation, molecular function: RNA polymerase II transcription regulatory region sequence-specific DNA binding; DNA-binding transcription factor activity, RNA polymerase II-specific. The transcript has 6 exons. Bases 177 to 1805 code for a protein of 542 amino acids. Gene Ontology annotation, cellular component: nucleus.